Messenger RNA from Haliotis rubra (blacklip abalone), 432 nucleotides. RefSeq names its product protamine-like. The coding region runs from base 1 to 432 and encodes 143 amino acids. The transcript has a single exon. NCBI's taxonomy places the organism in Eukaryota, Metazoa, Mollusca, Gastropoda, Lepetellida, Haliotidae. The record is from RefSeq and is a predicted model, not a curated record.
AUGAGGAGGAGGAGGAGGAGGAGAAGAAAGAGGAGGAUGAGUUAUAGGGAGAGAAGGAGGAGUGGGAUGAGAAGGAGGAGAAGAAGAAAGAGGAGGAUGAGUUAUAGGGAGAGAAGGAGGAGUGGGAUGAGAAGGAGGAGAAGAAGAAAGAGGAGGAUGAGUUAUAGGGAGAGAAGGAGGAGUGGGAUGAGAAGGAGGAGAAGAAGAAAGAGGAGGAUGAGUUAUAGGGAGAGAAGGAGGAGGUGGGAUGAGAAGGAGGAGAAGGAGGAGAAGAAGAAGAGGAGGAUGAGUUAUAGGGAGAGAAGGAGGAGUGGGAUGAGAAGGAGGAGAAGAAGAAAGAGGAGGAUGAGUAAUUGGAGGAAAAGAGGAGUAGGAGAAGAAGGAGGAGGAGAGGAGCAGAAUAAGACGAAGGAAGAAGAGAAGGAUAAGUAA